UUAUCGAUUACGAAACAAUACCCGAGAGCACCAGACGGAAAAUUUGUUCUUGAUUUCAUUUGGGAAAAAAUGUCGCUCGUUAAUCACAUCUUUCUUCGUGCUAUUUCACAAAGUGCUGCCCGCAAUGCCGUAAAAGGCCCGUCCGCAGUCGCUGGACAUGGAGGUACUGGUUCCAAAACCUGGAGAAACCUGUCGUUCUUCGUUGCCGUUCCGGCCGUUGGUCUGUGCAUGUUGAACACCUACUUGAAGCAUCAGGAAGAACACGGACAUCCCCGCGCAGAGUUCAUCCCAUAUGAACAUAUGCGGAUCCGUAACAAGCGUUUCCCGUGGGGAGAUGGUCGGCACAGCCUGUUUCAUAACCCCCACGUUAACCCACUGCCAACUGGAUAUGAAGAUUAGAAGGUUCUGAUGGGCGGAAUUUAAUAAAAACGUUGGUAAAGUAGGCUUUGCAGGUGUACCUAUUGAUGAUUCAAACACAGAUCGUCAUAAAAUAAAAAAAAUAAAAAUAUAA
Messenger RNA from Armigeres subalbatus, 511 nucleotides. RefSeq names its product cytochrome c oxidase subunit 6A2, mitochondrial (gene levy). Gene Ontology annotation, molecular function: enzyme regulator activity. The transcript is spliced from 2 exons. Gene Ontology annotation, cellular component: mitochondrial inner membrane. Gene Ontology annotation, biological process: mitochondrial electron transport, cytochrome c to oxygen. The record is from RefSeq and is a predicted model, not a curated record. The coding region runs from base 70 to 399 and encodes 109 amino acids. Lineage: Eukaryota; Metazoa; Arthropoda; Insecta; Diptera; Culicidae.